AUGUUUGAACGUUUAGCAGAAAUUGUCAAAGAUUAUAAUAAUUCGAAUCGAGGCAGAGCAGUUUUACAAGAAUAUGAUAUGAAUAGUGGAAAGGCAUUUAUUUUAUGCAUUGUCACUAAUUUAAUAUGUCAAGUACAUGAAAAAAUACAACAGGCAGGCGAGUUAUGUUAUAUAGAUGCAUCGUUUUCAUUCGAAUCUCUUAAUACUUCAAUUACUCUCUUCUUUACUAGUUAUACAGUUAGAGCUCUUCCAUUCAGAUUAUUUAUUACUUCGGAUGAGCUUGAAAUCACAUUAGAAAAGGCGAUCAAUUUACUAAAAACAAUUCUUCUGCCAUAUGCCUUCUUUGGACAUGGCCCACAGGUUGGUUCAAUGGUUUUUUUAACAGAUGAUUUGAGUGCUGAGCAUAACGCUUUAGAGUUAUGUUGA
Molecule: messenger RNA, 426 nt
Organism: Funneliformis caledonium
Lineage: Eukaryota; Fungi; Glomeromycota; Glomeromycetes; Glomerales; Glomeraceae
Source: the annotation of a GenBank genome assembly